UUUUUUAACGCGAGAACUUACGUUGUCGGUAAUGGCAACAUCCACGGAGUCGGCGUCGAUGCUGCUCGCGUUCGAAUCUACGAGAAAUCUCUGUCGGGCACCCUACAACAAGCUGCAACCACGUCUGGUUUCUCGUUGGACUACUUGUCACUACACAAGGUGGAGAUCAAGCAGGCGCUCGAGUAUCGGCACAACUGGGAUUCCCCAAGCUGGGCAGUCGAAGAGGUG
This is a messenger RNA of Phytophthora sojae, 228 nucleotides long. RefSeq lists its product as hypothetical. NCBI's taxonomy places the organism in Eukaryota, Oomycota, Peronosporomycetes, Peronosporales, Peronosporaceae. The annotation marks the transcript as partial. The transcript has a single exon. The record is from RefSeq and is a predicted model, not a curated record.